AACGCCGCACAGCGCGCCUGGCGUUGCGUCAUGCACGUGUCUGACAAGCAAGAAGGCGCAGGAAUCGACCAUGAAGCACCUUGUUGCCCUUGGACUCUUAAUCUAUAUACGAAACCGGCUUUUCGUACAGGGUGCUGUAGUAGGAUCAUGCAAAUCAUCACAGUUCUUGUGCUCCAGUGGUCAAUGUGUCCCUCGUAUAUGGGUGUGUGACGGAGAUGAAGAUUGCAAAGAUGGCAGUGAUGAAGCCAACUGCUGGGAAAACCCUUGCGCAGGUUUUCUGUGUAAGGAUGGCGGCUGCAUUGGUAACCGCUCUGUUUGUGAUGGGAACGCUGACUGUCAGGAUGGGUCAGACGAGCUACAGGAGAACUGUGGUCAAACUGAAUGCAGACAGGAUGAGUUCACCUGCAAGAGCAGACACUGUGUGUCACUCGAUUCCCGCUGUGAUGGCAGAGACGACUGUGGCGACAGGAGUGACGAGGAAUCGUGCCAGAGCUGUAUGGAUGGCUCCUUCCUCUGCCCCGGGUCGGGAAGCUGUUUGUCCAGGGCCCAGGUGUGUGAUGGCAGUCCUGACUGCCCCGAUGGUGCCGACGAACUCCAUGGCUUGUGCCAGCAGUCCGAGCAAACCAACCACAGCUGCCCUGAGUUCAGGUGCUCAGACGGGCAGUGUAUUCCCCAUUCCUGGAGAUGUGAUUAUGCCCAGGACUGCAUGGAUGGGAGUGAUGAGCAGGACUGUGAUCAAAAUGAGUGCUUGGAUAACAAUGGCGGAUGCUCUCAUCUGUGCAUAGACCAGCCAUUGGGCUUUGUGUGUGACUGUCCCGGUGGCAUGAGGCUGCUGCGGGACACCCAGUGUGAGGAAAUUGACGAGUGUCUGGACACUGACUUGUGUGGUCAGUUGUGCUUCCAUGAAAACGGGACCUUCACCUGUGACUGUCAUUCAGGUUACUUGAAAGGUCCCAAGGCUGGGGAGUGCAGAGCUGGUGGUGAAAAGGCCCUGUUGGCCUUCAGCAGUGCAGAUGGGGUGUGGCGGAUGGAUGCUGCUGGGUUGGAAUACCAGAAGGUGGCGGGGGGUGAUCUAGGGUUGGCCCCCCUUGCCGUUUUCGCCGCAAACCGCAGUCUAUACUGGGCAGAUUCCAAGAGAGCUUGCAUUUACACGAUUUCACUGGAUGAAUCGUCAGGAAAGCCGCACCUAGUGCUUUCUGGCCUUGGGGGGGUCAUGGGGCUGGCUGUCGACUGGUUGCAUGCUCUUCUUUAUUGGACUGAUGCGCACGUGGGUUCGGUCAAUGUGGCCCCACUAAAUGGGCACCAACGAAGGCUUCUGAUUGGUGGACUCCUGACCCCAACAGGGAUUGCUGUGGAGCCUUUGUUGGGUCUCCUGUUCUGGGCAGAAACUGGAAGCUUUGCCAGGAUUGAACGGGCUGGUAUGGAUGGAGAGGACAGACUGGUGCUUGUUAGCUCAGGGCUGCACAACCCUACUGCAAUCUCUCUGGACACUCCUCGCCAUCUGCUGUACUGGGCAGACUCUACGCUGCGCACCAUCUCGCGUGUUGGAUUUGAUGGGAAACAUCGCAAGACCGUAGUGGAAUCAAACGGGCACCUGGACAGGCCUUUUGCGCUUGCAGUAUUUGAGGGGAAGGUGUUCUGGGGUGAUCAGGAAACCCAGACACUGUGCAGCGUAGACAAACACAAUGGCAGCUCCUUCAAAGUCCUUUUGUCUGACAUCCACUCCCUGGGGGGGCUGGUCGUGGUUCAUGCAGUUCUUCAGCCAGAGGCUGUGUCAGGUGCUGGCAUUUGCGGCCAUCCUGGGCAGGUCUGCCCCUUUCAGUGCGUGCCCAGACUCUUUGACACCAAACCCCCCCAUUUCAUCUGCUUGGUACCUGGAGACAAUGUUACUCAAGGCCACGAGAAGGCUGCCGUUCUGUAUGACGCCUCCUUUGCGGAGAUUCUUUCUUUAAUUGUAUUGCUGAGUGUCCUCCUGGCUGUCUUGGUGCUCUGGUGGUGGCACGGAGAGUUCGGCUGCCCCAGGAGUUGCUUUCUGCACCCCGCCAUCUCACUGAAAGAAUCCCAGGAUCCUCUUGUGCCAGUUCUGGUCCCUGAUGCGUAUUCCUUCAAGGAUGCCCAGCUAAAGGUGGAAGAACGGUGUCAUAUGUCCAUUUGAUUCAGCUGCCGUCUGAUGUUCCUCCUAUCGUCCGUCUCCUCCGAUCCCUCAUCCAUUGUGUUGUCCUGAGGCCGGUGAAAGCGUUAUGUAUAAGCACUUGCAACAUAAUGGUUGUGUUUAAAUUUUUAUUGUGCUACUGUAAGGAUACACGCCGACAAUUGACUGACUGUGGUUUGUGGUUGAGCCACAUGUGCAUCUCCGUUUGGCAGCCAAGGGCAACAUGAGCAUGUGCAACCUAGGAAAGGCCACAAGGGGGCAGUAAGAGGUCAGUUUAGGGGAACACAGAUAUCCGGAUUCCUGUCAUUUGACAUUUUGUAGCUGUAGAAUGCUAUGGUUGACUCUGGUCCUUCAGUCGGAAUCUUGUGUUAAGAGAAGUUCACACAAGGUUCAGGCACUCCUAACCUAGACAAAGUUUGGGGUAUUUAUUUAAAUUUUUUUUUGUGAAUGUAAGGAAUAAUGAAUAACUCUGUUUAUUCUGUAUAUGUACUCCAGUUGAUGAGCAAUAAGUUUGUUUCUCCCCCCAAUUUUAGUUGCUCAAUGUUAUGACAGUGUUUUUUUUUAAUUUUUUUUUUUAAAAGUUUCUUUAAAUGACUGCAUGCUUUCAGCAGCUAAGAAUCCUGCACAAUUGAGGUAGUGCAGCGAUCCUGAUGAAUGGUUAAAUUUCUUAAAAAAAAUUUUUGUCUGUUCAAUAAAUGUUCUUAAUUGGAUAAAAUCUUUAUUCCAGUGUAAUAUUACGGGUACCUCCUGUAUCAUAUGACACUUCAAGCAGGUGGCCAGUGUUGGAGUACGCCGUCUCCACUGGGUCCGUAGAUGAGAGGAGAUCACCCGGAGGCGUGGAUGAGUUGUCCAAUAACCUUUAUUCCAACAGAUCGAUCUGGGAACUCUGCGACGCACCGUAACCUCCAGAGUUCAACUUCCUUGUUGUUCAUGUUUGUCUUAUACCCCUUCUACAAGCAGCCCCCGCCUCUGUCCAUACUUUUCCACUUUCUGGCAAUUUCUGGUGCAACACGUUGUCCUGUAUAUUAUCCAGAGCCUGCAGAUCUCGCUCUCCACACCAGAAACUGGCUUAAAGCUGCAGUGCGUCCAUUUGCUCCACCUCUCAGUAUUUUCGCUGAAGUAAUAA
Molecule: messenger RNA, 3278 nt
Organism: Brienomyrus brachyistius
Lineage: Eukaryota; Metazoa; Chordata; Actinopteri; Osteoglossiformes; Mormyridae
Product: very low-density lipoprotein receptor-like
Exons: 15
Coding region: 71-2155 (694 amino acids)
Molecular function (GO): calcium ion binding; protein binding
Source: RefSeq, a predicted model, not a curated record